AAUAUAUUUUUCUUUUAAUUUUUAAGAGAUGAGUAGUUCAAAUUUUGCUAGUAGUAGCAUGUCGGGGAGCGGAGGAGGUGGAAGCAGCAGUGGCGGAGGAGGGCCGUGUGGCGCGUGCAAGUUCUUAAGGAGGAAGUGCGUGACGGGGUGCAUAUUUGCGCCACAUUUCGACUCCGAGCAAGGAGCAGCGCAUUUUGCGGCCGUUCACAAGGUGUUCGGAGCUAGCAACGUGUCGAAGCUCCUCCUCCACGUCCCAGUGGAGAAGCGGCCCGACGCAGUCAUCACCAUUUGCUACGAGGCCCAGGCCCGCCUCAGGGACCCCGUAUACGGCUGCGUCGCCCACAUCUUUGCUCUUCAACAACAGGUGGUGAAUCUUCAAGCAGAAAUCUCCUACUUACAAGCCCAUCUGGCCACCCUGGAGCUUCCAACUCCGCCACCUCAGCCGCCGUCGCUACUGGCACCACCACCACCACCACCACCACCACCCUUAUCCAUAGCCGACCUCCCCGCAUUUUCAGCAGUUCCAGCAACGUAUGAUUUGCCGUCUCUAUUUGAUCCAACGGCAUGGAAUCUCCCUCAUCAAAGCGACACCUUAACAUCUCAGUUUCCGGCCCCUCGAGGCGGCGGCGAUCUUCAAGAACUGGCUCGUGAGUUUCUGGCUAGACGCGAGCCAUGUACAAAUCAACCAGCUUCGCCUUUGCCACCCCACUCUACCUAAUUAAUAAUUAAUGGAAAGGAAAAUUAACUCUUUUCUCCCAUAAUAUGGAGGAAAUUAACUUUUUUAAUUUGUAUCUUUUUCUUCUUCUUCUUUUGCUUUUCGGGAAUUGAUUGAUCGAUCAUAAUUCGAUCUGAUUUUGAUUUUUUUUUUACAGUGAACUAUUUUCUCUGGCAAAUUUAAUUUCGAUCCGGAGAUUAUUUUUUGUAAUUAAUGUGUCCAGGCUCCAUUUUUAUGUUUACCUAGUGCAACACUUGUAUGAUACACAACCCUUUAUGUGUAUAUUCAUAUUUAUAUAA
This is a messenger RNA of Salvia splendens (bonfire salvia), 1014 nucleotides long. Its product is annotated as LOB domain-containing protein 18. NCBI's taxonomy places the organism in Eukaryota, Viridiplantae, Streptophyta, Magnoliopsida, Lamiales, Lamiaceae. The coding region runs from base 29 to 718 and encodes 229 amino acids. Gene Ontology annotation, cellular component: nucleus. The record is from RefSeq and is a predicted model, not a curated record. The transcript is spliced from 2 exons. Gene Ontology annotation, biological process: positive regulation of DNA-templated transcription; hormone-mediated signaling pathway.